UCGCGAUGCACCAGAGUAUACAGCAUGAGAGCUUUCUUUGAGUGGUUGUGUGAAUAUGCUCUCAAGUAGUAUAAAUAGAGCACCUUGAGACCUGCUCUUCGAAACCUCUUGAGAACCCUUUCUUUUGCUGCUCAAGACAAUAAAACCAGAGUCAUGCACCAAACUAUUGCGCUUAUAGCAUCAUCAUUAGCACUUGUAUAUGGAGCCAAUGUAGCACUGUACGAUGGGGCCUUAAGUAUACCAAUCUAUGACGAAAUCAACUUCAUAAGCGUUGAUGUUGAUAUCGGCAGCCCUUCUCAGGGUGUGAGACUGCUAUUGGACACCGGCUCAGACAUUUCAUGGGUUGUAAGUCCAGAAAACCCAUACUGUGAACCAGCAGUCGGGGACUCGCCAAAUGACCCAAAGAUUGAUCCUCAGGAGUGGAUAAACUGUCAUAAGAAUGGCUUAUUUGAGUGCAAGGACAGUGCCACUUGUGAACAGACCAAGGAGGAAUUCACAAUCAAAUAUGGGGAUGCAACAUCAGUACAUGGCGUAUAUUCAAGCGACGUGUUCACCGUGGGUGACGGUGGAGUCCCCAUUGAAUACGACUUUGGCCUAUCAAAGACAACAAACUCGUCGUUUGGUGUGUUUGCCCUUGGUAUUCCGAGCCCAGAGCUGAAGAAGGGCAUUCCAACUUACCGGCACCAAAACUAUGCCAUGAGAUUGAAAGAAGAAGCCAUCAUUGAAAGAGCGGUGUUCAACGUAUGGCUAAACGAUGGAGAUGACAGCUCUGGUGAGCUGUUAUUCGGCGCCAUCGACACGGCCAAAUUCGUCCCGCCCUUGCUCUCGAUGAAGUUCGUCACUGAAGAUGGAGCCAACAAGCCAUUACGACGGUUUGACGUUGUGCUUUCGGGCAUUUCAGUGAGAAGGUGCAUCAACACUGACCCAGAGGAGUUAUUCAACAUGGCUGAAGACUACGAGGGCCGACUGAUCACAGCUCUGCCAGAUACCGGCUCACGGAUGACGUACCUGCCACAGCCGUUGUACGAGGCCAUCCUGUCGCUGUUUGACGAGAGCAUCCAGCUCUCAGAGAACAGAUACGCCGUGGAGUGUCCUACCAACGGUACAAUCUCCUUCAAGUUUGGAACAUCCAGUGUAAACGUCCCCUUGUCUCACUUCAUCACGGACAAGAACUGGGCUCUUCCACGGCUAUCAAUGCACCCACAGUACGAUCCGAGAAGGAAGUACUGUAUGUUUGGGUUCAUGCCCAGAGCUGGUGAUAAGGUUGUGCUUGGCCAUGCCUUCUUCAGGUCCGUAUACACCGUCUUCGACCUGGAUAUGAUGCAGUUGUUGGUGGCGCCGGCUGUUUACACUGCCAACUCCAACAUCGAACUCAUCACACUGGCCAACAACUUCGUCAGCGUGCCAGACGGCGUGCUGGAGGACGGCAACCUCGCGUCGCCAGAGAUGCUUGACCCGAGUGUUGAUUUCAUCCCAGAUACGAGCUCCAGCUUCUACAAGCUUCCCUACGCCAACGGCGGCACACCAUCACAACAUCUUACAGGCGGUGCGCUUGGGCAGAUUGCUCAACUGCUGCUGGUCGUGCUAUGGCUGUCCAGAUGAAGGCCGCCACGCCCGCUCUGUCCCCGUGUGCGAAGACGUAGUGAUGACGGCCUGGUGAUGUCCUUCCCACUGCGCAACCGGCUUUAGCCCCCCGUCCACCGUCGAG
Williopsis jadinii is the source of this 1708-nucleotide messenger RNA. RefSeq names its product acid protease. The record is from RefSeq and is a predicted model, not a curated record. The transcript has a single exon. Gene Ontology annotation, biological process: proteolysis. Bases 154 to 1602 code for a protein of 482 amino acids. NCBI's taxonomy places the organism in Eukaryota, Fungi, Ascomycota, Saccharomycetes, Phaffomycetales, Wickerhamomycetaceae. Gene Ontology annotation, molecular function: aspartic-type endopeptidase activity.